AUGGAUUACUGCCUGUGGAAGGAUAUUAAUCAGCUUCUUGCCCUGGUAGAAGAAGCCGUGUGCACGGAAGUGGACCAGCUUGCGACAGUGCUGUGUGAGAAAGCACAUCUCGGAGAAGGCUGCUGCCUCAGUGUGCUCGUGUGGCGCAUCCAGUCUAGAGGCAGGGCCUUCCUGUUCUUCCAGGAUUGGGACUGUAAGGUCCAUGUCCACACCACGGUCAUAGGCCUGCACACAGCGUGGCAGGCUGUCAAUGCGGUGGAAGGUGCAGUGGUCCAGGGACCCCUCCAGCCUGUUGGGGAUGCCCAGCCUGAGCAGGUGUCUGACUACUGUGGGAUGCGCUCCCUCGGUCGGUUUUCUGAUUCUCGGGAUUGGUUUAGUGCCCGCGCGCAGGAUGGGGCCCGGGAGCCUGCGCUUCGCGCCGCAGCGCCCCCUUCCGGCAGCGCUCGGCUGGAGCCGCCCGGCGCCGGGGGGAGCGCCCGCAGAGGCUUCUGGGAGUGCCGUGUGGUCCCGCCACCCCGCGCAGGGCGCGCCCAGCUGGCCGUGGGGAUGGCCACCCGAGUCCGGACCGCAGCCGUCUGGACCUCUUCUGUUUUUAUUGGGAGAUUCAAAAACGACCCAGCUGCCCUGCUCUCCUCCGGCUCUCAUCGUGUUAGCCAUGAAAAGACUCAGAGAGGUGAAGUGAAUUGUUCUUGGACGUCAGCUAUCGAGAGAAGCAACCUGCUGCAACGCAGAUUGACUGUCUCAUUCAAAAGCUGUUCCUUGCGGACUCCUGCCGACAGUAGGGCUGUUUGCUUCCUGAAAGCUCGGGGGCUGCUGCACUUUCGGGGCUUCUGGGGGCCUGUGCAGAGUCUGGGGGAGGUUUGUCUGUGCGAUGGGUCCCCCGUUUCCCUUCACCCUCACUUCUGCCCCUCAGCAGCACUGACCACAGUCUGCGGAACCCGCAGCCCAGCUUCGUGCGAGUAUGUUCACCCACAAAGGGGACCAAGGCUGGGGCCCAGACGAAAUGUGUUUGCUAAAGUGAGCUUGCUCUUGGGUCCACAGGUCCCACCUCUCCAGGAACGAGACAGUCCGUGCGGUGGGAUUAGAAAGCUCCAAGGCAAGGAAUCCAUCCUGGGUCCUGGGACCCCUGACCAGAGGCCCGUCCCUAGAGGAGCCCGGCAGAGGCACCAGAGCCCCAGGACAGAGCAGCCCCUCAAGUGGCUGUGUGUUUCUCGAGACCAGCCGAAAAACAGCGAUUCUUGGGGACCACUGUCAUUCAUGGACGUGUUUGUGGACUUUACCUGGGAGGAGUGGCGGCUGCUGGACCCAGCUCAGAAGCACCUGUACAGGAGUGUGAUGUUGGAGAACUGUAACAACCUGGCGUCCCUGGGGCACCAGCACACCAAACCCAGUGUCGUUUUCCAGUUGGAACAAGAAGAGCUGUGGACGAUGCGAAUCCCAAGUCAGGGCCGUGCAGAUGAAGUCCAGGAAAUUGAUGAUCGUGUGGAAUGGCAUCAGGGAAGUCACGGCAAGCUGGGAAGCAGAGCAGAAAGCUACCAGUGUACUGUGUUUGGAAGACUAUGUCUUCAUAGUACAAAUUAUGUUUCUUCAAGACAAGAAUUUCAUAAAUGUGUUACACAUGGAAAGAGUUUGAAAUAUAUAGAUUCUAGUAGUAAUUAUGCUGGAAAAUAUCCCAGUGGGUUUCAUGAUCUUAGGGAAUCAUUAUUCCAUUCUAAACAUGAGCAAGCUGUUACUGGAAAAAAAUACUGUGAAAAUAGUGGAUCUGGAAAAAAUGUCAAAAGAGAGUCGCAGCUCAUAUGCCAACAAAUGCACGUGGCAGGAAAGCCCUCUGAAUGCAGUUCCUGCAGGGAGGCCUUCAGCAGCAAGUCUUGCCUCGUGGUGGGUCAGCGAACUCCUGCAGAAGAAAACCCCUGCAGAUGUCGUAAUGGAGGUGGGAAGGACUUCAGCCGCAAGGCCUGCCUCGUUGUGCAUCAGAGAACUCACACAGGAGCGACACUUCAUGAGUGCAGUGAAUGUGGGAAAACUUUCCGUUUCAGUUCACAACUCAUCAUACAUCAGAGAAUUCACACCAGGGAGAAUCUCUGUGAAUGCUGUGAAUGUGGAAAAGUCUUUGGUAGGAAAGACCAGCUCGUUUCGCACUGGAGAACGCAUUCAGGACAGAAACCGUAUGGGUGUAAUGAAUGUGGGAAGGCUUUUGGUUUGAAGUCACAGCUCAUGAUACAUCAGAGAACCCAUACAGGAGAGAAACCCUAUGAAUGCAGUGAAUGUCAGAAAGCCUUUAAUACAAAGUCUAAUCUUGUGGUGCAUCAGAGAACCCACUCGGGGGAGAAGCCCUAUGGUUGUGGUGAGUGUGGGAAAACCUUUGCCUUCAAGUCACAGCUCAUUGUACACCAGGGGGCACACACUGGGGUAAAACUCUAUGGAUGUAAUCAGUGUGGAAAAGCCUUCAGUUUGAGGUCACAGCUCAUUGUACAUCAGAGAAGUCACACGGGAGUGAAACCUUAGUAUGCAGUUAAUGUGGGAAAUCCUUCAGUUUCAGUUCACACCUUAUUGUGCAUCAGAGAAUUCACACAGGAGAAAACCCUUAUGAAUGUGGUGAAUGUGGGAAGACGUUUAGAAGAAAAGAUCAGCUCAUCUCUCAUCAGAGAACUCAUGCUGGGGAAGAACCUUAUGGGUGCAGCGAAUGUGGGAAAGCCUUUAGCAGCAAGUCCA
This is a messenger RNA of Vicugna pacos (alpaca), 2712 nucleotides long. Lineage: Eukaryota; Metazoa; Chordata; Mammalia; Artiodactyla; Camelidae. The record is from RefSeq and is a predicted model, not a curated record.